AUGAACAACUAUGAGUUACCUAAUGAUGUAUCUUGGUACUGCUUAGUGAGAUGGCUAUCAAUAAGCAAUGUUCUUGGCAGUUUUUUUGAGUUACUUGAUCCAAUCAAACAGUUUAUGGAAGAAAAAGGAAAAUCUUUUCCUGAACUUAAUGAACCCCAGUGGUUGUUAGAUUUGGCUUUUUUUAAAGAUGUGGUUCAGUAUUUAUUCUUUAGUCUUCAUUUCAAAAACAUCGCUUUACAAUGUGGCUCACCUCAAAUUAGCUUUAUAAAUUUGCGGCUCCCAAAGUUAAGGUUAGUGGCCACCCCUGCUCUAUACUAUAUGCCUGCUAUAAUAUAG
This is a messenger RNA of Macrosiphum euphorbiae (potato aphid), 336 nucleotides long. The record is from the annotation of a GenBank genome assembly. Lineage: Eukaryota; Metazoa; Arthropoda; Insecta; Hemiptera; Aphididae.